AUGGCUUUUGAAAAUAGACCUUUUUGUGUCACACAUCUUUUAUUUUGUGAUCUUGUUUGCUAUUUUUAUUUGAAGAAAAUAAAAUGGGGAUGUUUGUUCUUUAAAACCAAAGAUUCCAAAAAAGCAAAAACGGAAGACAAAGUGGAGCCAGAGGAAGGUGGCCAGGCCCCUGAAGAAACCAAAACCAGUGUGGGGAAGCCAGGCGAUGGGGAAGAGGAGAGCGAGGUGCCCAGCCUGCCCCUGGGACUGACAGGGGCUUUCGAGGACACUUCAUUUGCUUCUCUCUCUAAUCUUGUCAAUGAGAACACUCUGCGGGCAAUAAGAGAAAUGGGCUUUACAAACAUGACCGAAAUCCAGCAUAAAAGUGUCAGACCACUCCUGGAGGGCAGGGAUCUUCUGGCAGCUGCAAAAACUGGCAGUGGCAAAACCCUGGCCUUUCUCAUCCCUGCAGUUGAACUCAUUGUUAAGUUAAAGUUCAUGCCCAGGAAUGGAACAGGAGUUCUUAUUCUCUCCCCUACUAGGGAACUGGCCAUGCAGACUUUCGGUGUUCUUAAAGAGCUGAUGACACACCACGUUCACACAUACGGGUUGAUAAUGGGCGGCAGCAACAGGUCUGCUGAGGCACAGAAGCUUGCUAAUGGGAUCAACAUCAUUGUGGCCACACCAGGCCGUCUCCUGGACCAUAUGCAGAAUACUCCAGGGUUUAUGUAUAAAAACCUGCAGUGUCUGGUUAUUGAUGAGGCUGAUCGUAUCUUGGAUGUUGGGUUUGAAGAGGAGUUAAAGCAAAUUAUUAAACUUCUGCCAACACGCAGGCAGACCAUGCUCUUUUCUGCCACCCAAACUCGAAGAGUUGAGGACCUGGCGAGGAUUUCUCUGAAAAAGGAGCCAUUGUAUGUUGGUGUCGAUGAUGAUAAAACUAAUGCAACAGUGGAUGGUCUUGAGCAGGGAUAUGUUGUUUGUCCUUCCGAGAAAAGAUUCCUCCUGCUCUUCACAUUCCUUAAGAAGAACCGGAAGAAGAAACUCAUGGUCUUCUUCUCAUCUUGUAUGUCCGUGAAAUACCACUAUGAGUUGCUGAACUACAUUGAUUUGCCUGUCUUGGCCAUUCAUGGAAGGCAGAAGCAAAAUAAGCGUACAACCACAUUCUUCCAGUUCUGCAACGCGGAUACGGGGAUAUUGUUGUGCACGGACGUGGCAGCUAGAGGGCUGGACAUUCCCGAAGUCGACUGGAUUGUUCAGUAUGACCCUCCAGAUGACCCCAAGGAAUACAUUCAUCGAUGGGAAGAACUGCCAGGGGCCUAA
Messenger RNA from Myotis brandtii (Brandt's bat), 1299 nucleotides. RefSeq names its product ATP-dependent RNA helicase DDX18. Gene Ontology annotation, molecular function: nucleic acid binding; RNA helicase activity; ATP binding. Gene Ontology annotation, biological process: maturation of LSU-rRNA from tricistronic rRNA transcript (SSU-rRNA, 5.8S rRNA, LSU-rRNA). The transcript has 10 exons. Lineage: Eukaryota; Metazoa; Chordata; Mammalia; Chiroptera; Vespertilionidae. The record is from RefSeq and is a predicted model, not a curated record. Bases 1 to 1299 code for a protein of 432 amino acids. Gene Ontology annotation, cellular component: nucleolus.